AUGUCGACCCUAGCCGACGAGCUGCUUCAAGAUUUUGAGGGCUCCGGCUCAGAAGCCGGGGAGGAUCUCAAUGAGGACUUCUUCAACGAGGCUGGUCUUCCCGGCGCAACAGCGGCCAAUGGCGAGGACACAGCAAUGGAGGAAGUGCGUGAUGAGGACGAGGACGAAGACCAGGAGAUGCAAGAUGGCGACGCGAACGGCCUCGGGGACGAGAGCGGCGAGGAUGCAAAAGCAAAAAUCGAGAAGAUGCAGCUAGGAGGCAUCAAGGAUGUCCGUAGCGUCGCGACAUUGAUGAAGACGCUGACACCUGUGCUCGAGAAAAUCGCAUACUUCCAAUCACAGCCCUCAACCGAGAACGUGGGCAACGUAGAAGACCAUCCCGAGUACCAUCUUCUGACCCAAUCGAACAGCCUGUCCACCCAGAUCGACAACGAGAUCAUGCUCGUGCACAAGUUCAUCCGCGACCACUACUCCGUUCGGUUCCCGGAGCUGGAGACGCUGAUUUCGAACCCCGUCGAGUAUGCGAAGGUGGUUGCGAUACUGGGCAACGGGCCCUUCGACUCGGAGAGCAUCAAAAAGAUCCAGACCUCGACCGAUAACCCGCUGGGCGUGACGCUCAAGUCCGUUCUCGACGGCCCGUCUCUGAUGAUCGUCACGGUGGAGGCUACGACAUCUAAAGGCCAAGCCAUGCCACCAGAGCAGCUGCAGCGAGUCGUCAAGGCAUGCGAGAUGGUUAUCGACCUGGACAAGGCCAAGAAGACCUUGACAGAUUAUGUCCAGUCGCGCAUGAAUAUCUUCGCACCGAACUUGACAGCUCUCAUCGGCUCGCUGACGGCUGCUCAGCUGCUCAACCAAGCCGGUGGCCUUACCGCCCUCUCCAAGACUCCGGCGUGCAAUUUGCCCGCCUGGGGCUCCAAGAAGCAGGCUACCGCAGCGUUGGCAACUAACGUCGGCAUCCGGCAUCAAGGCUUCAUCUACCAGUCCCCCAUCAUCCGCACCAUCCCCAGCGACCUCAAGAAGCAAGCUAUCAAGAUGUUUGCCAAUAAGAUCGUCAUGUGCGCCCGCAGCGACUGCUUCCAUCAAUUCCGCGACGGCUCCGAGGGCGAACGCUUGCGUGAAGAAUGCCUGGAGCGCCUCGACAAGCUCCAGCAAAAGCCCCUCUCAAAAUCGGCCCGGCCACUGCCCGCACCCGAUGACAAGCCCAGCCGCAAGCGCGGCGGUCGCCGCGUGCGCAAAGCCAAAGAAGCCUAUGCAAUGACUGAGCUGCGCAAGGCGCAGAAUCGCAUGGCGUUCGGCAAGGAAGAGAAAGAGGUGGGCUACGGCACGGGUGACCACACUACCGGUCUCGGUAUGCUGGGUCUCAGCGACGGCCGGCUGCGCGUUGCGCAGAUUGAUAACCGCACGCGCGCCAAGCUCAGCCAGAAACAUAAAGGCUGGGGAGGCGUCAGCUCGAUCAGCGGGAAUGCAUCGAGCUUGCGGAGCAGUCUAACUGGUGGUGCUGGCAAGCUCAACUUGGCUGCGGCUAGCGCUCAGGGGCUGCGGACGUCGGGUGUUGGCACGACGGUGGGCAGUGCGACGGGGUUGGCUACGUCGGGUACUAUUUCUUCGCUCAAGUUCGCGUCGGCGUCGGGCCUGGAGCUGGUUGAUCCGAAGCUGCAGGCUGAGCUGAGUAGGAAGAGGAAGGCCGAGGAGGAUCGAUGGUUCAAGAGCGGUGCAUUUACGCAGAUCGGAAAUAAGAAUAAUAGCGGCGAUGGGGUAUUUAAGAAGCCUGAUCUGCCGCCGAGCAAGAGGAUUGAUACUGGGGCGACAAAGUCGCAGAAUUAA
Messenger RNA from Thermochaetoides thermophila DSM 1495, 1824 nucleotides. Its product is annotated as putative RNA splicing factor. The coding region runs from base 1 to 1824 and encodes 607 amino acids. NCBI's taxonomy places the organism in Eukaryota, Fungi, Ascomycota, Sordariomycetes, Sordariales, Chaetomiaceae. The record is from RefSeq and is a predicted model, not a curated record. The transcript has 2 exons. Gene Ontology annotation, cellular component: U4 snRNP; U4/U6 x U5 tri-snRNP complex; precatalytic spliceosome. Gene Ontology annotation, biological process: spliceosomal tri-snRNP complex assembly; mRNA splicing, via spliceosome.